UGGCUACCUCCAUCUCCUACAAUCUCUGACAUUUUUUCUUCAAAUUCCCACUUCCCCACUUGCCCCCAUAAUAUAUAUCUCUCUUCUCUUUUGAUAUCACUUCCUUUAUACUUUCUCUCUCACUCAUUUCUCCUUCUUCAAAUUUACAGAGCACACUACCAUGUCCAAAUCCCUCCAUGACUCUUCCUUCUCUUUCUCAAGGCGUUUCUUCAACUGGAAAAACAAAUUUCACGAAGAAGAUGAACAACAACAACAACAACAACAACAACACGAUCAACAAAUCUCAUCUUUCAGUUUAUCCUCUCGUUUCACUCAAGAAGACAGAGAACACGACCUCAAUACCAAAACGCACAUCAAACCUUCUUCCUCUUCCUCAUCCAUUCGUCCUGUUUCCAAGCUCCGAACCGCUUUAACAGUCUUCUCCCGGAUCCGACCGACCUACCACCGCUCCCGCCUCGGCGGUCGGGUCAUUGGUACACUCUUCGGCUACCGACGAGGCCACGUUUAUUUCGCAUUACAAGAAGACCCAAAACAGAGUCCCACGUUUUUAAUCGAGCUCUCGACUCCAACCAGCGUUCUGGUUCGAGAAAUGGCAUCUGGGUUAGUACGGAUCGCGUUGGAAUGUGAGAAGAAAACAGAGAGGAAGAAGAAUUGCAAGUUAGUGGAAGAAGCACUUUGGAGAACGUAUUGUAAUGGGAAGAAAUGUGGGUAUGGGAGUAGAAGAGAAUAUGGAACAGAGGAGCAAAAGAUUUUGAAGGCGGUGGAGCCGAUCACGAUGGGGGCUGGGGUCUUGCCGCCGGGAAAUGGUUCUGAUGAGGAAUUAAUGUAUAUGAGAGCUAGAUUUGAAAGGGUAAUAGGGUCGAAGGAUUCUGAAGCUUAUUACAUGAUGAGCCCAGAUUGUAAUGGAGGGCCUGAACUCAGCAUUUACUUGCUUAGGGUUUGAACUUUUCAUCUCCCCAUCCCUUUUUUUCUUCUCUUUUUUGUGAUCGAUCAAAUUCUGGGGAUGAAAUGCAUUUUUCUUCCUUUCAUGUAAUGAUGCAUUGAUUUUGAUGUAUAGCUUUUUUGUUAA
This is a messenger RNA of Cucumis melo (muskmelon), 1069 nucleotides long. Its product is annotated as protein MIZU-KUSSEI 1. Lineage: Eukaryota; Viridiplantae; Streptophyta; Magnoliopsida; Cucurbitales; Cucurbitaceae. Gene Ontology annotation, biological process: hydrotropism. The record is from RefSeq and is a predicted model, not a curated record. The transcript has a single exon. Bases 161 to 943 code for a protein of 260 amino acids.